Cydia pomonella (codling moth) is the source of this 2263-nucleotide messenger RNA. RefSeq lists its product as uncharacterized. The coding region runs from base 1 to 1089 and encodes 362 amino acids. The transcript is spliced from 3 exons. The record is from RefSeq and is a predicted model, not a curated record. Lineage: Eukaryota; Metazoa; Arthropoda; Insecta; Lepidoptera; Tortricidae.
AUGCCCAAAAGGAAGAAGGAUUCCGACGAAUACAUCUUAAAAAAGUUAAGAAAACUUGAAAAAAAGAUCGCAAAAAGAAAUCAUCGCAGAUCGAGCACUACAUCUUCAUCGCCGUCAUCAGACUUGCCGACGCCGGCGCCGGCGCCGCCAAUGGAAUCACAACAAAUCGAAGACAUUGAAGAUGUAUGCGAUAAUACCGAUAAUAUUAAAGACACACAGCCUGAAAUGGCGAAUCUUACCGAGGAUUUAAUGGCUCACCAAGAUCUUAUAGACCAACGAGAGCUACUACUUGAUGUUCCUGAACAUGAUCUGGAUGAUUCUAUUUUAAAGGUCCUUGGUAACAGCCAUGAAAAACCACAACAAUGGGGCAAGAAAAUUCAUAAUCAGAUUGCUGAAAGGUGGGAGAGUGUGUUAAUGAAUGGUCUUGAUAAACAAGAAAAGGAAGACAUGCUGAAGCAAAGCACAUAUCUACCUCCGGAGAACUGUCCACAUCUUAUUGUGCCUAAAUUAAAUCCAGAAACGGCAGCCGCAUGUUCAGAACUUAGUCGCAAGAAGGAUGGAUAUAUUGAAAUAAGACAAAAGAUGCUUAGUGCAAGCAUUAGUGGACUUGCCUGUGCUUUAGAAAAGGUGAUAAAUGAGGUAGAACCUAAUGAUGUGAAAUUACAACUUCUCGAGGUUAUAAAUAACACCGUGAAGAUUUUAGCCGAUACAUUCUACAAUGAAAAUAAAUCUCGGAGAAUGCUAAUACUUUCUGGUUUAGACAAGGAGAUAAGAGAUACACUCAUUGAAACUCAACCAGAUAAAUAUCUGUUUGGUGAAAAUUUAUAUGAAAAAAUUAAAACGGCUAAAACAAUGGGAAAAACUGGACGCGAGAUUAGAUUUCAACCAAAAGCCCCCAAGACAAACUUCCCAAAGCAACCUUCAAACUGGAAGGGCCCACCUCGGCAGGUACAGAGAACUCAGGAACCUCGUGCCAUGAAACACCGCGGCAGUGGGCCUCGACCAGCUCCGACAAAGAGAACUUCAGCAUCCAACAAGGGUUACCGGAAGCAGUACUCUUCAAGUCACCAUCGUCAUCACCAGCGCUGACUCAAGUUGGCAGAUGCAGGAGAUCUGCAUCCUCUGCGAUCAACGCUACAAUUAGCUGCAGGAAUCUUAUCCGGGAAGCAUUCAUGAGGCGCGGGAUGUCAUCUGCGUCUGCAGAUAUCAUGUUGGCGUCCAUCACUGAAUCAACGCUGAGGCAAUAUCAUUCUGCUCUAAAUGCUUGGUGUGAGUAUUGCACACUAAAUAACAUAGAUAUUUAUAAUGGUUCUAUACCAAAUAUAAUUGCAUUUUUGACAUAUAAAUUUCAUAGCGGUUCAUCCUACAGUACUCUUAACUCCAUAAAAUCUGCGUUAACACUCAUCAUAGGUCCUAGAUUGUCCGAAGAUGAUAGAGUCAAACGUUUUCUGAGAGGCGUUUUUAAAUUAAGGCCCUCUAUGCCCAAAUAUGAACAGAUAUGGGAUGUGUCAGUAGUACUUAAUUAUUUAAGAAGCUUAGGCCUGAAUAGCAGUCUGUCAUUGAAAGAGCUGAGUAAAAAGACUGCCACAUUGCUUGCCAUUGCAACAGGACAUAGAAUACAAACUUUUUCUUUAAUAAAGAUACAACAUAUUGCAAAGUCUAGUACUAAAUUAGAAAUUAAAAUUCCAGACGCAAUAAAAACUACUAGCCCAGGUCGUUGCCAACCAAUUUUAGUUUUACCAUUUGUUAGAGAUGACCUGGUUAUUUGUCCUGCCCAAGCAGUGCUGGACUACAUGUUCAGAACAAAAGAUUACAGAGGAGACUUAGACAGAUUAUUUUUAACUUUUAAGCGGCCCUUUAAGAAGGCCUCUAUUUCCACUAUAAGCAGAUGGAUAAAAGAAACCUUAAAAGAUAGUGGUAUAGACAUAUCAGUAUUUACAGCAUAUAGUACUAGACAUGCUUCGACUACGGCUGCAGCCAACCGAGGAGUAAACAUUGAUGACAUAAGGAGAACAGCAGGUUGGACCGCUCAAUCACAAACUUUUGCUAAGUUUUAUAACAGACCUAUAAUUAACCAAGGAGGCUUUGCAAGAGCGAUUAUUCAGUGAUGGUUUAUAAUAAUAGUACUUAAUAUUAAUAAUAUAAAUAAAUUAAUAUUUGAGUUGAGUUUGUUGCUAUUACCAGUCAGAGAGAUAAUUAGACUGACUAGAAUAAAUAAUAUGUUGGGUAUUUUUGUAAUAAAUACAAGUUGAUUUUUAACACA